Drosophila bipectinata is the source of this 2524-nucleotide messenger RNA. NCBI's taxonomy places the organism in Eukaryota, Metazoa, Arthropoda, Insecta, Diptera, Drosophilidae. The record is from RefSeq and is a predicted model, not a curated record.
AUGAUUGGAUUUCGAGUUCUUCGUCCGGCUGGACCACAUCCGCAAGUGUUUUACCCAGAAGGGCGGCAUCUUUGUGCUGGAGGAGUACAAUCCCAAAACGCGCAAUCUCAUCCAACGGAAGUACCAGUCAAGCAUGGCGGCGGAGAUCGUACUGAGCUUCCAUCGGGUCACAUCCGUGCAGUUCGCCUACAUCUGCCACCUGAACGCGGCCAGCCAGCGAGGUACAGUCGGCGCCAAAAAGCAGGCAACCGUCCGGGGGACGACGGAAGUGGAACAGCGUCUUCAAGUGCAGCCACCAGGGAGUGCCUAAAGCGAGUGCCUAAUCCGAAUGAAUAUGAAUCAAAUCUAUGUGCCUAUUCCGAUCAGAUUUGCUACUCGGUGCUGUGCGUCUUCUCCUACGUGGCGGCUGGCCAGGAUCAGAAGAAGAACCCGGUGGUCAUAACGCCCCAGAUCCAGGACAUUCACGCCCAGCAAAAGCAGAAGCAUCAGCAGCAGCAGCAGAAACAGCAGCCACAUCCUUCUCCACAAUCUCAUCCAGGACCUUCGGCGGUGUCUACCCCGCCCCCGGUUCAAGCCAAACCCAAGCCCCAGGCAGGAUCGGGAGGCAACAUCUCUAUACGGCAUACGGUGCCCAUGCAGAAGCCCACCAUCACCAUGUCCACGGUGCAGCCUCAGGCUAGGAUGCCCCUGCAAACGGUGGCUCCUCCUCCUGUGGCUGCUGCGCCGCCGCCGCCCGGAAAGCUGCCCCAACUGCCGCCACGGGUACCCUCCCAGCCCUCCACCGAGAGCUUGGCGUCCAUCAGCUCGCCACCACCCAAGCUUCGGACCGGACCCCCGCCAGCCAUCCCCCCACGUACCGGAGCCAUCGCCCGCAGCGGAUCGGUGCCGGCGGCCACCCGGGCCUUCGUCCGCCAGGCUUCUGCCAACUCAACGCCUCCGCAGUACACGCCGCAACCACCACCGCCCUUCGUCAUACCCAAGCGGCACGGAGGCGGCCUGGCCCGAGCCUCCACCUUGUCGGCGGCUCCGGCAGCCGCCUCCUCCGGCUCCCCCUUCGGCCAUGCCCAUCCGCAGGCGCAGCAGCGCGCCAGCCAUGGCAGCGUCGCUGCCUCUGUGCUCCAGUCCAUGCCGGAGACGGAGCCCGGCUACGGAUCUGGCUCCGGCUCCGGCUCGAGUUCCGGCUCCGGGUCGGCCGCGGGCUCCAUUGCCAGCGCCUCACCGCUGGCCCACCGCAAGCACUGACGAAGGAGUUCGUUCUUCAAGUUCGGAGGGGGUGCCGCCGCAGCCCCAGCAGGGGGCGGGGGUGGCGGACCAAUGGGGGAGGAGCCGCACCCCCAUCCCCACCCCCGUCGCGAGGUGUGCCGCACCAUUUGCAUACCGUGGCUGUGAUCCAAGAGGUCACCGUCGCCGCAGGAGCCGUUUCGUUCGAGUUAACUUAGCUAGAAAAAGGCCAAACAGAAAGGACCUCCUGGAAAUCCUUGCAGUGACUGAAAUACGGUAUAUAUUUAUUGUUGAAAGUAUAGGUUUUAGUUGAGUAACAAUAUUUUAAUCGUGGGAUAGACGAGUGUUUCUUGUUGAGAGUUUUAAAAGUAUAUGUAGAGCAUCCUUUUCACUGCAAGGUGCUCCGGUGGUCCUGUGGCACAUUGUUUCUAUAUGCCAGUUAUGCUAUAUACACAUACAUAUAUACAAUUAUGAACUAUAUUCGAUUCUAGCCAAAUCAUAUCAUUAGCCGCAUUAGCCGCUUCAGUCACCAACUACGCCCCAUAGACGAAUUGUUUCCUGCUAAGCUUUAAGGCAGAUGGCGCCACUGAAAACCAAUUUACUCGCUUUACCUACCUAUCUAUAGAUCAUAGAACAUAUGGGGACUCGACUAUGUAAUCGGGGCAUAUUGUAUAUAUGCCCAGCAAGGGCACAAACCACAAACAGAAAUUGAAGGCAAUCUAGUUAGGGAUAUAGUAUACUACACCAGGUAAACCCCACACCCACAUACUAUACUGUGUCUGUGUGUCUACGAUCAGAAAUCUAUAUAAAUAUAAAUAUAUAUAUAUUUGUGGUAAAGGAAUUUAACUAGUUCUACAAGUCUAACAAAUCCAAACAAAUCUAAACCAAAUCCAAAGGGAAGGGAAGAGGACACGAAAGCUUAAGGUAUAAAGCCCAAGAUCCUUGGGAGUAGGGGAGUUAAUCUUUUAAGGAAUUGUCAGGGAACAUUUAUGGAAGAGGGGGACUCCGAGGAGAGCAAUACGCAUGUCUGUCAUAUACAAUACAAGAUAUAUACACAUCUAUAUAUACUAUAUAAUAUACAUACCGAAUAAAUAACUAUUUUUGUUUGCUGGUUCUGGAUGUUGACAAAAAAAAGGAAGAUUAUAAGAAUAAACCAAUAAUAAUAUUGAAUCCCAGCACCCAUAAAUACACACAUAUAUAUAUAUAUGGUAAAUGUACCCCUAAUUGUGUAUAUACCAAACUAUAUGAUCGAUUGAUUGUAUUUUUCAAAGUUCAAACAGAAUAAUAAACAAAACAAAGAAAA